AUGUUCUUCAUUCCCUAUCUGAUAGAUGCCACCACACCGAACAACAACAAUACCAACAACAAUAACACGCACAAUCGCCAUCACAGCACCAAUAACAACACCACUAACCACGCUCCACGAAACGGAACGGUCACCAGUACCAACCGUUCCAUUCCGGAUGCCAAAUUACUGGACAAACGAUAUCAGGAUCGUCGUCGUCGAAAUAACGAAGCGGUGCGACGUUGUCGAGAGAACAAACGUGCCCGAUUGAUUGGUCGAGCAGAAGUUACAGAUCGUUUACAAACAGAGAAUAGAGUACUUCGUACAGAAUUGACAGGGUUAAGUAUGGAAUUGAAGGCGCUGCGUAAAUUGCUUGGCAACCAGUCUUCUCGGGUCAGUGAGACCUCUGUGGAUUCAGCUUCAUCUUCCUUGGCUUCACCAGGUCGUGUGAAAACGGAGGAUGGUGUGACUACUUCCGAACCCGAUGGAUCAGAUACACCCAUGAAUGGGAUUACAGGUUCACCUAACGGAUCCACAUUAGCUGAUACGAAGCCGGAAUCUUCCACGCAUCAUGAAGACCAAUCACCAAGUGUUGGGGAUGACUGGGUCGAAGAUCCCAACACUCCGUCCACGUGUGUUGCGAACCCGACCUCUAUCCCCGAUUCCGAUGAGCUACAAUUGUCUCAUGAUCAUCAUCCACCAGUCAACACCGAAAGUGAUCACAGUGCCUCAGAUGAAUCUGGUUCUCAAGCUUCAUCUUUCCGAUCUACCGCUCCGCCAGUAGUCCUUCCGUCUGCACAAAAUCCACCCCGGAUGCGAAAACGACUAUCCCGUACAGUGGUCCGUCGUUGUUCACCAACUGUACCGGAAGUACACAACAGCCCGACAGAAAAACACAGUCCAGACUGGAUGGAUUGUGCUGAGCCCUGUGUGCGUGCAUCGUUCGAAUGCUCCAAUACGAAUCAGGAGGAUCUGAUUACCUCGUAG
Messenger RNA from Echinostoma caproni, 966 nucleotides. NCBI's taxonomy places the organism in Eukaryota, Metazoa, Platyhelminthes, Trematoda, Plagiorchiida, Echinostomatidae. The record is from the annotation of a GenBank genome assembly.